Astyanax mexicanus (Mexican tetra) is the source of this 2052-nucleotide messenger RNA. It is a transcript of the gene hmbsb, whose product is annotated as hydroxymethylbilane synthase, b. Lineage: Eukaryota; Metazoa; Chordata; Actinopteri; Characiformes; Acestrorhamphidae. Gene Ontology annotation, molecular function: hydroxymethylbilane synthase activity. Bases 176 to 1273 code for a protein of 365 amino acids. Gene Ontology annotation, biological process: heme biosynthetic process. Gene Ontology annotation, cellular component: cytoplasm. The record is from RefSeq and is a predicted model, not a curated record. The transcript is spliced from 14 exons.
CGUCUCUUCCGGGUUUGGGUUGCACAUGAUUUCUCUGAUUCAGGGUUAUUUUUAUUAGAUCAGCUAAAACAUCAUUAUCAUUUAAACCCUUUUACCCACAGCUUAAAGCGCGCUGAUCGUGGAUGUGCAGCAUCGUGCUGGAGAUUUGCUGAACAUCAUUAAAUCUGCAGAAAAAAUGUCUGAAGAAGAUAAAUCAGAAACUAAAUCUGAAGUGAAGGAUGAAGAAGGUAAAGUCAGCAGGGUAAUCCGCAUUGGAACAAGAAAAAGCCAGCUGGCUCGCAUUCAAACAGACAGUGUUGCAGAGAAGCUUAAAGAGUUAUACCCUGAUGUGCUCUUAGAAAUAGUGGCUAUGUCAACAACAGGUGACAAAAUACUUGACACGGCUCUAUCAAAGAUUGGUGAAAAGAGUCUCUUCACAAAGGAGUUGGAGAAUGCCUUAGAAAGAAACGAGGUGGACCUGGUUGUGCACUCUUUGAAGGACUUGCCCACCAUCCUUCCUGUGGGCUUUACUAUAGGAGCUGUGCUCAAGCGGGAAAGUCCCUAUGAUGCAGUGGUUUUGCACCCCAAAAAUGCUGGUAAAUCUCUGGAUUUACUUCCAAACAAAAGUGUCAUUGGCACCAGUUCUCUUCGCCGGGCUGCACAACUGAAGAAAAGGUUUCCUCACCUGGAGUUUAAGGACAUUAGAGGCAAUCUCAACACUCGUCUGAAGAAACUGGAUGAAAACAGUGACUUUUCUGCUAUAAUCCUGGCUGCGGCAGGGCUGCGGCGAAUGGGCUGGGACAGUAGAAUCAGUCAGAUCCUUGGUCCUGAGGAUUGCAUGUAUGCAGUUGGACAGGGUGCCUUGGCCAUAGAGGUGAGAGCGAGUGAUCAGGACAUUCUGGAAAUGGUCUCAGUGCUGCAUGAUCCUGACACUGUGCUGCGCUGCAUCGCAGAAAGAGCUUUUCUCAGACAUCUGGAAGGAGGUUGCAGUGUUCCAGUAGCGGUUCACACAGAAGUGAAGAAUUCCCAGCUCUAUCUGACUGGAGCUGUAUACAGCUUAGAUGGCUCGGAUAGUCUCAAGGAUACAAUGCAGACCACUGUUUCCUCUGACAAUCAGGAGGAGCAGGAAAAGGUUGAUGAGAAGGUCCAGCGUGUGGGGGUUACUGCACUGAAAGUGUCCGGCGCUGCUCAGGAUGCUGCAGAAAAGUUGGGGGUGGACCUCGCUAACCUGCUACUCAGCAAAGGGGCCAAAGAGAUUCUGACUGUGGCCAGACAGCUCAAUGAUGCGCGGUAGUUUUAGAAAUGUUCAACCAUGCAGUGUUCAAUUAUGAUUGGGACUGAUUUUCAUAGUUUUACAGUUGAGCCCCUAUAUUUUUAUCAAGGCAUUUACCACUGUUUACUAUAGUAACUAUUGUACAUUUAAAUAUAGGAUCAAUUUUACCUUGUAAUAUCCCAUGCCAAGUACCACAGACUGACCAGAAGAUUUGCUGUGCGUUAAUGAGAUUUUCAGAUUAACAUCUUUAAGAGAUAAUCAUUUUAUACCUGCUGCUGUGAUGUGACAGCAAACAGCAUGUCCCAUCGUGCCUGCAAGGUGUCUUACAGCUUUGUGGUGCCUAAGCUCAAUGCCUAAAAAGACAAUGUUGUUUUCAUUUUACCUCAACGGACCAUUAAAGCCUAAAAAACAAUGUUUUGUAUUUAUUUCUUAUUAAAUGUUUAUUAUGCAUUACCCUAUGUCUCUGUGGACACAACACAGUCAUUCCUGUUAUUUAAGGGUAUUUAAGUGACUUAAUCCAUACAUGAAUAAAACUAUGAAGAAUUUUCUAUUUGAUUUUUUUUAAUAUUUUUGUUUUGUAUGUUUUUGUAUAGCCUUUCAUGUGUAAAUGUUGUUUACUUACCACAGAUUACAAGCAUUUGUGUGUAUUUAUCAUUUCAACCAAAUACCCUAAAAUUCAUUGUUAGUUUCAGUAGUUUUUUAACAAACAUUGUUUUUAUCCCUACAAUUAUCUUUUGUUUCCAGUUUGAUUUAUUGCAACCUGUUCCCACAUUAAACACUGGAUUCAUAUUUAAACUCAA